Messenger RNA from Phymastichus coffea, 2070 nucleotides. RefSeq lists its product as uncharacterized. Bases 276 to 1523 code for a protein of 415 amino acids. NCBI's taxonomy places the organism in Eukaryota, Metazoa, Arthropoda, Insecta, Hymenoptera, Eulophidae. The transcript is spliced from 9 exons. The record is from RefSeq and is a predicted model, not a curated record.
CAUUCAGACGGCAGCGGCAGAGUCAUAUAGCCCUCCCUUAAUAUGCCCCACUCUUGUCGUUUAGCUAUAAAAGCGACUGGUUGUUCAUCUAAUCGGCACAAUCUAAUCUAAUCGUGGAGCAUUCCUCGUUAUUGAGGGAGGGUGAGGCAGAAGAGAAAGAGAUUAUUUCAAUGAUGUUACAUCUGUAUAUGGAUAUGUAUAUGUGCGUGUGAGCGUGCGUUUCGUAAAAAAUUUUUCUUCUUCGAAGGUUGUAGUAUUUGUGAAAUAACGACGAAAUGACUUCCAUACAAGUGCCACGUAUUAAAGAAGUUAUUAUGGCUGAUAGCGAUAAUCAAGAUAUUAACGUCUCCGAUGAACUGUACUUACAAAAUUUUAAGAUCCUUCGUGUAUCCGAUUCUUUUGAUGGCGAGGCAAUAAACAAAUUAAAAGUAAAUGCCACAAAUAAAACAAGUAAACACGAUAUUAAUAAAAAUCACAACACAGAAGUUCGUUCCACAAACAAUGUAAUUCAACACGAUUGUGUGUAUUAUGAGGAUCACAAUGACAAUACAAAAGUAAAUGACGAACAAUUAGGCAUUAAUGAAGACGCUGUAAAUGUAAAUAUUGAAAACAACGAUUCUACAAAUUUUUCUUUUGCUAGGCAGCUUGAUAUGUUUAACAAUAAGUCACCCCUUCCCAUGAGUUCACGCUCAGAAAAUAACGACGAUGAAUUCAGUACCAUUUCGUCACAUGUUGAUAUUUCCAAAGAAUUAAAUAUAGACAAUGAUGAAGAAAAAUCAAAGAAUUUAUUCAAAGACGAUAUGGAGAUUGAUAAUACAAUUUAUGCUGAUAAUGAGUUGGACAUGGGAAAAGAAGAAAAUAAAGAAAUAUUGUCGCCCUUAGAAGACUAUAAGUUUGAUCAAGUUGUUGCAGAUGCCCAAUCAUACAUAUACACGAUUUGUGAAAGGUGCCUUAACGAGCAACGAAUGUACGGGGAAUUGUCGCAGAACCAAUACUGUCGUCGAUGCAAAAAGGACUUAACAUUUUUGUGUAAAAAUUGUGAACAGCGAUUCAAAUAUUAUGUUGCUAUUUUGAGACAUUUAAGGAAAGAAUGUUUAGCGCGAUCGGACAGUAAUAUUAAACAGUUUAUAUGUUACGAAUGUAAUAUUAGCUUCAAAUGUAAUGUUACGUUACAGACGCACGUCUGUCGCAAGAAUCGAUGCCGGAUGUGCGAUUAUACUCACAGCAAUAAAGAUGCAAUUGAGAAACACUUUCUUAAUUUUCACAUAAAAGCUACUUGGAACAAUCCGAAAAUAUUUUCGAAAUUCAUUUCAGAAGCCGAUAGCAAACUAGUGUGUCUACCUAAUAUUACUAAUAGUUCCAAUAUUAGCACUGAAACCAACCUUGAAACCGAAGAAGAAUUUCAAGCAGAAUCAAUAAGACUGAAUAAAUCUACAGAAUUUCAUUGUACAUCUCUAGACUCCAUUGCGUUUGAAAAAUUUUACGCACAGCGCCAAUCAUAUGAAGGAAUGCAAUAUUCCUGAAAGUCGGUUACACUGGCAAUGUAUCUUGUGCAACUGGCGUAGUAAAUAAUAUGGUGAUAUCUACAAGCAUUUACAAAAUAGAAUUGCAGUAAGGCUUUUGCUUUGAAUGACGAUUUCGAGAAGCACCGACACAUUUGUGGUCAAGUCAAAGGACUUUUCAUAAAACACAUUAGAGAAAAGCGCAAUCUCCAAAGUGAGAAUUUGCAAGUGAUUAUAAAGAGUGUUCUACUAAAGAUAAACGAUUGUGUAUCAAGUAUUAUAUCCAUAGGAUGAACAAAGUGAAAAGUAAUUUUUUUCAAGUUCAUUCAAAAUCACCAGUACAGUAUUUUAGCAAUCGACGUUGAUUAUUAGAGUAAGCAAUAGAACGAUAGAGCAUCUCUAGAUUUCCUUCUUUUACAUUGUCAUUUUCAUUGUGUGGAUUUCAUAAAGAUUCACGACUCAAAUAGCAAUUAUUUAAACAAACAAAAAAACACAUGUAUUUAGUACAUCCUCUGUACAUACUAAUUGAAUUGUACAUAAGUUCAAAGUGAUUUAAUAAAUAUUUUAA